AGCUUUCUUGGUAUUUCAGGGCUUUGCAAACUGCGGUGUUUUCCACCUGUAGCACUUGCAUGGGAUCCUACUUCGGGUCUUCACAUCUUUCCUAAUUUGUAUGGUGAAACUAUUGUUGUUGACUCCUCACCAGCAACGUGGAGUUCUGUUCAGGGAUCUGAAAAAACGACUGUUCUGUUGCUGGUUGAUCCUCACUGUUCUUAUAAAAUAAGUUUCGCUGUUUCUGAGACGGCAGCAGCAAGCAGGUUUUUGCUUUUGUAUAGUUCUCAGAUAGUUGGUUUCUCCAUUGCAGCUAUCUUUUUUGCUCUAAUGCGGCAAGCACAUGCGUGGAAUCUUGAUUUGCCCCUCCCUUCAAUGUUGACAGCUGUGGAAUCAAAUUUGAGAAUGCCAUUACCGUUUUUACUUCUAGGGGUCAUACCCAUUUUGUUUUCUUUGCUCAUUUCCUUGCUGAUGUCUCAACCCCUUCCUCCAUUUGCAAGCUUCAUCAUCAUUUCAGUGAUUUGCUAUUUAUUUGCAAAUGGGUUCAUAAUUCUGCUUACAUUUGUUUCCCAAUUGAUCUUCUAUGCGGCUGCCAUCAUGCAUGUUUUCAUCAAGACAAGGUGGCAAGGAUGGGAAGGAAAUUUUUGCUUAGGAUUCCUUCAUUGGUUUAUUAAUCUCUCCUCCAGUUUUUUUUCAUUAAAGGUCGUAAGGGUUCUAAGAGUCAAUCCCGUACUUGUAACUGCACUGACUGCAAUUACCCUUGGAUGCUUUGUUCAUCCAGCGCUGGGUUUAUUCAUACUUCUCUCGUAUCAUGCAUUAUGCUGUCAUAAUGCAUUGUGCAGUCAUGCACGGAGAAAGGAACUGUUUGAUUUUAAAGAUCAAGGAAAUGGAAGAACUGAGGAAUUGGCAUCUGAACAUGAAAGUGUUUUCAACCGGAAUUCACCAAUUGAGGAGAAUAGCAUGGGUAGUCCAAACUCUUCAAAAAGUUUCGGUGACACACAAUUAGAAAUCUUCCAUCACCAACAAGGCUUGCUGAUCCUGCAUCUUCUUGGAGCACUGAUGUUUGUCCCCUCUCUUGUGGCUUGGUUGCAGAGAAUAGGAUUGGGUCAUAGCUUUCCAUGGUUCCUGGAUUCAGCUCUUUGCAUUGGGGUCAUUCUUCAUGGUAUCUUUAAUUCGAAACCCGAGAGCAAUUCCCUGUUUGCCUUCCCAGCCAUUCUUGGUAAGGAAUUGAGAUUGGAUUUUGUCUACCUACUUGCUGGCUAUUAUUCCUAUCUCUCUGGCUUGGGCUUGGAACCAUACAAAGUAUUUUAUGCCAUGUCUGCCAUAGGGUUCAUAUCCUUUGUUUUGAAGUUAUUACAGAGCAGGGAGAAGGGAGAGCCGCGUUUUGGAAAAAAGAAGCAUUCUCAUAAACAAUAAACUAGCUUCUUCUGAAACUCAUACAUAAAUACAUUACAGAGGUCACUGCACAAUCCUCAUCAUGUCCCAUUUCUAGAGAUCUGGAAUCCACUUUACUUGCAGGUGAGGAAUGUAACCUAAACUAUGGAUCCAAGAUACGAGUAAUGGAAAAAAAGGUAAAAGGGAAAAUUUGUUGUGAUUUUAGUUAGGCAAUUUUUUUGCAGUGGUGCAUUUUUUGUAUAUGAUCAUCAUUUUGGUCUGAGGUUGGUGAGAACUUGAUUAGCAAGUGAAAUGAGAGAUUGAUUUUGUAACAUUACGCUGGUGGAAAAUGUUCUUACAAAUUGCAGAAGUGUAACUCACCCCGAGAUAUCGGACCAGUUAAUUGGUUUGUAAUACUACUAGCUGCUUUAUUACAAGAGGAUUGAAGUAAUGUGUUCUUGCGUUUUGCCCAUUUUUU
Messenger RNA from Jatropha curcas, 1831 nucleotides. The record is from RefSeq and is a predicted model, not a curated record. Lineage: Eukaryota; Viridiplantae; Streptophyta; Magnoliopsida; Malpighiales; Euphorbiaceae.